Messenger RNA from Bolinopsis microptera, 2140 nucleotides. RefSeq names its product NAD kinase-like. Gene Ontology annotation, biological process: NAD+ metabolic process; NADP+ biosynthetic process. The record is from RefSeq and is a predicted model, not a curated record. NCBI's taxonomy places the organism in Eukaryota, Metazoa, Ctenophora, Tentaculata, Lobata, Bolinopsidae. Gene Ontology annotation, molecular function: NAD+ kinase activity. The transcript has 10 exons. The coding region runs from base 154 to 1254 and encodes 366 amino acids.
ACAGAAAAAGAAGAAUCAGCAGAACAAAGAGAAAAUCCAAAAGAUCCCCCAGAAAAUGGCAGUAAAGGAGAGUUGUUGGGGGCUGCCAAGAAGCUUCCCCCUGGCAAGAGACAGCUGAAGAAACAGGAGUCAACGUUUUUUGGAAGGAACAGUAUGAUGUUAGGGGACACUAAAGUACCUCUCUACAAGCAACUACAUCUCUCUUGGACCAGACCGCCUUCUAACUGUCUGGUAAUAAAGAAAUAUCAUGAUUCUGCUGUACUCAAAAAGUUCAAGAUGAUGUGCAUCUGGCUCAUAACGGUUAGAGGACUGGAUGUUUAUGUUGAAGAGAAGGAUUUUGAAGAGUUACAGACGAUAAAAGCUGGUGACCUUCCCAGAUCUUCCAGCUACGAUAACUUCCAGUCGAUUAGUACAAAAAACUUGGAUACAGAAUUUGUAGGACUUAUCGAGAAGAUUAAAGUUUGGAAAAUUGGUAAAGAUAUGUUGAACGACAAAAUAGACUUCAUAGCUUGCUUGGGUGGUGACGGAACGUUACUCUACGCCUCUUCACUCUUUCAACGCAGCGUUCCCCCCAUCAUCGCCUUCAGUCUGGGAUCCCUGGGAUUUCUCACCCCCUUCGACUUCAAGGAGUUCCCAACCAUUCUUAAUAAAGUUCUCAAAGGAACGUUGGGAUUCACAUUGAGGAACAGACUGGAAUCUACUCUCUGGAACAAGGGAACUGGGGAAUCAGAUGAAGACAACGAGGAUCACAUCAUAGUUCCCGAGUCAAUUCAGGUAUUGAACGAGGUGGUGAUACACCGAGGAAUCUACUCCGGAGUUUGCAUGAUCGACAUUUACUGCGACGACUUCUUCGUAACCACAGUCAUCGGCGAUGGUGUUAUUGUAGCCACCCCGACCGGCAGCACCGCGUACGCAGCAGCAACUGGAGCCAGCAUUGUGGCACCCUCUGUUCCUUGCUCUAUUAUUACCCCCAUCUGUCCUCACUCCCUCUCCUUUAGACCAAUCAUGGUACCUCUUAACUGCAUCUUGAAGUGCAAGCUCAACAAUGAUGCGAGAGGAGAUGCUCUUAUCUCUUUCGACGGCAGACACAGACAAGACUUCACCAAAAAUCAUGUAGUUGAGAUGAGCGCCUCAGAGUACCCAUUACCAUGUAUAGACAAAGAGGGCUCAAUGCAGGACUGGUUUAACGGACUGCAAAACACAUUACAGUGGAACGGUCGGAGUGUAGCUCAGAAACCGCUGGAUAAGAAAUAAAGGACAGGGAAUUAUGGGUUUUGGAGGUUUUCGUACAACUUCCUUUGUCAGGAAAUAUUAAUUUAGAGCCCCCCCAGGGUUACUCUGCUGAUUAGCAAGACUCUUGCUGAGGUGUGUUAUCAUUUCAGUUUUGUAGGUGAAGUUAUUGCUUCCUGUUGAAGUAGAAUGUUGAUUUUAAAUUUAAAGUUUAUUUUGGACUAAUUAUAAAUCCUGUUUUUAACUUUGUGGGGUUAUCCUGACCAGUACACGUGCAUGUCAUUUGACGGGGCUACAUUGAAAUAGGCCCUUGCCAAUCAUUCUUUCCUUUCAACUUAUCACGAGAUAAAAUUACAAUAUCAUAAUUAAUCAGAUUAAAUAAUUCGUUUCAUAAUAUGUUUAUCUCUCUCAUAUUGUAAAACCUCAUAAAUAUUCAUAUUUCUAGGAAUGGAACUAUCGCGAUAUCAUUACCCGUAUUUUAUCACCCUUAUCAAAUUUAGAAUCGUCUAAUCUUUAAACAUUGUCUUAUCCUUAAAGAUAUUAGAAAAGAGAAAGCCUUUUGGAUAUAGUCAUACUUUUGACUUUGAAUUCCAAAUUAGAAUAUUAUGCGGGUGAUGAUACGCAAACCUCAGGUACCAAUUAAUAUUUAACAGUUUUAAAUUUGUAUAUUAAAGUAUGAGAAGUUUUAUUCAAUAUCUGUACGUAUUAUAGUAUCAAGUUAACCGUAUAAGACGAAGUUAUUAGACUAUGCUAUGCGUAAUUUGUGGAUUGUCAAGUUAAAGAUUAACUAUUAAUCACUUUUCAAUAAUUUCAUGUCAGACAAACAUUUGGAGUUGUAAAGUGUUGUUGCGAACAAUUAUGUAUCUUUGACUGUUGAUAAUUUGAAUCAUACCUCAAAGAAUUCUAUACA